CGACUUCCACACGCGAUUCCUGAUUGGUCGCCGCGUCCGACCGAGAUAAACACAGCCGCGAGUAUAGGCCUAUAUAUAUAGUGGCAUCUAAGAGAAACUCCACUAACACUUUUACGCACGUCGUUUUACGCACGCUUAAAGAUGAGAGUGCAUGUCCAGAAAUGUCCUCAGAUUCUGGAGCUACUGAAGAAGAAGUCGUCUGUGGGGCUUCAGCACUGUAAGCCCACAUCCUCCGUGUGCGUGCUGGACUCGAAGGAUGCUGGCGGGAGCGCGCCAUGCGCGCACAGUCUCGACUCCAUUCCUGGACCAACAAACUGGCCGCUGUUCGGCAGCCUCAUCGAGGUGCUCCGGAAAGGAGGCUUAAAGAGACAACACCAGGCGCUGAUCAAUUACCAUAAGAAGUUUGGGAAGAUCUUCCGGAUGAAGCUGGGCUCUUUUGAGUCGGUUCACAUCGGGGCUCCAAGUUUAUUGGAGGCUCUUUACAGGAAGGAGGGCAGCUAUCCUCAGAGACUGGAGAUCAAACCAUGGAAAGCCUACAGAGACAUGCGGGACGAGGCUUAUGGGCUGCUCAUACUGGAGGGGAAGGACUGGCAGCGGGUGCGCAGCGCUUUCCAGCAGAAACUCAUGAAACCAACCGAAGUCAUGAAACUGGAUGGGAAAAUCAAUGAAGUUUCAGCUGAUUUGAUAAAGAGGAUCGGAAGAGCCCAUGUCAAUGGAAAGAUCAAUGAUUUGAGUUUUGAACUGAACAAGUGGUCCUUUGAAACCAUUUGCUAUGUGCUUUAUGACAAACGUUUUGGGCUCUUGCAAGACAGUGUCAGCGAGGAGGCCAUGAAUUUCAUCACGUCGAUAAAAACGAUGAUGAGCACCUUUGGAAUAAUGAUGGUGACGCCCGUGGAGCUUCACAGGAUCCUGAAUACGAAAACAUGGAAAGACCACACAGCGGCAUGGGACCGUAUUUUUAGCACAGCUAAACUUUACAUUGACAAGAACCUGAAGAGGCACUCGGACGGCAAAGCGGACAAUUUCCUCUGCGAUAUCUUCCACCAGAACCACCUCACCAAGAAGGAGCUGUACGCCGCCACAACAGAACUGCAGGUCGGAGGAGUGGAGACGACGGCUAAUAGCAUGUUGUGGGUUAUUUUCAACCUCUCCCGAAACCCCUGCGCCCAAGCAAAACUUCUGAAGGAGAUCCUAGACGUGGUGCCUGCUGGGAAGACGCCUCGUGCCGAACACAUCAAGAACAUGCCCUACCUCAAAGCCUGCCUGAAGGAGUCCAUGAGAGUUUCACCCUCUGUGCCGUUCACCAGCCGUACCUUAGACAAAGACACCGUGCUGGGCGAUUAUACUCUGCCUAAAGGAACCGUCAUGAUGAUCAACAGUCAGGCUAUCAGUUCAAGCGAGGAGUAUUUUGACAACGGCAAGCAGUUCAGACCAGAACGCUGGCUUGAAGAUAAAGGCUCCAUCAACCCGUUCGCCCAUGUUCCCUUCGGGAUCGGAAAGAGGAUGUGCAUCGGCCGGCGUCUCGCUGAGCUACAGAUCCAACUGAGUCUUUGCUGGAUACUACGUGACUAUGAGAUUGUGGCCACAGACCAUGAGCCGGUGGAGUCGCUGCAUUCAGGAACACUGGUUCCCAGUCGAGAGCUCCCAGUGGCUUUUGUCCCCCGAUGAGAUAUCUUGUACCAGUACUAACCUGAACCAAUGACUCCAUAUCAAUGGAUCAGACACAUUAUGAGACCUUUAUAUUGCUGCUAACCUAUACAGAAUGUAUCAGUCUCACACUUCAAAUAUACCUCAAACUAUUAGUAUACAUACAGUAGUAAAUAUGAUUAUUCUAUUUAUUUACUUUAUGGAAAUGACAGGCUAAAUUAAAUAUUUAAGGUUCUCAUAAUUGCUGCUACCUACUAUAUUACUACAGU
This is a messenger RNA of Rhinichthys klamathensis goyatoka, 1916 nucleotides long. It is a transcript of the gene cyp24a1, whose product is annotated as 1,25-dihydroxyvitamin D(3) 24-hydroxylase, mitochondrial. The transcript has 12 exons. Gene Ontology annotation, molecular function: heme binding; monooxygenase activity; oxidoreductase activity, acting on paired donors, with incorporation or reduction of molecular oxygen. Lineage: Eukaryota; Metazoa; Chordata; Actinopteri; Cypriniformes; Leuciscidae. The coding region runs from base 142 to 1668 and encodes 508 amino acids. Gene Ontology annotation, cellular component: mitochondrial inner membrane. Gene Ontology annotation, biological process: glucocorticoid biosynthetic process; cholesterol metabolic process; cellular response to peptide hormone stimulus. The record is from RefSeq and is a predicted model, not a curated record.